This is a messenger RNA of Solanum stenotomum, 465 nucleotides long. Its product is annotated as mitogen-activated protein kinase kinase kinase 17-like. Gene Ontology annotation, biological process: protein phosphorylation. Lineage: Eukaryota; Viridiplantae; Streptophyta; Magnoliopsida; Solanales; Solanaceae. The transcript has a single exon. The record is from RefSeq and is a predicted model, not a curated record. Gene Ontology annotation, molecular function: ATP binding; protein kinase activity. Bases 1 to 465 code for a protein of 154 amino acids.
AUGGAUCAGUGGGAGAAGCUUUACGUUCUUGGUGCUGGCUCUUACGGCAAAGUUUAUUAUGCAGUGAAGACAAAUCAUUUUUGGUUAGGUUUUUCUGUUGCUGAUAUGUACCGUUUUAUUUCACUCCAACAAGAAGCAGAAAUCUUGACAACCCUCAAGGUUCUCCUUACGUACGUGGUUCAAUUCAUUGGAGCAGACGUUAGCAUCGACAAUGGUAAUAUUCCAACUUACAAUCUGUUUCUUGAAUAUGCAUCUGGUGGAUCGCUGCACGAUUUGAUCAUUAAUUCGAAAAUGAGAAGGAUACAGAUGUCUGAAGUGGAAGUAGGUUUCUAUGCAUAUCAACUCUUAAAGGGUAUUCAACACGUUCAUGAGAAAGGGUGGGUUCAUUGUGAUAUUAAACCUGCUAAUAUUUUGAUUUUCGACAAUGCUGAACGUGGUGGGAUGUACAAGUUGGAUUGUCGUUGA